Lasiodiplodia theobromae is the source of this 2499-nucleotide messenger RNA. Its product is annotated as Tetratricopeptide-like helical protein. Lineage: Eukaryota; Fungi; Ascomycota; Dothideomycetes; Botryosphaeriales; Botryosphaeriaceae. The coding region runs from base 1 to 2499 and encodes 832 amino acids. Gene Ontology annotation, molecular function: protein binding. The record is from RefSeq and is a predicted model, not a curated record. The transcript has 4 exons.
AUGUACUUGCGGACCGUCCAGGAACAGCUUGAGAGUAUCUACAAAACCUUCGACGAGCUUGAAGUUCUCGAUCGGCUGAUCCUGGCGAGACGCCAUGUCCUGGAAGAGUCUACAAAAAGGGAUGAUCCGGAGCGGUGGCGCGACAUGGACGACCUAGAGCGAGGGCUUUACCAGCGCUUUGAGAAGACUGGAAAUAUCGCAGAUUUGCAAGAAGCGCUGCCGCUUGCGAAAGUUGUCUUGCUCGAUGAGGCUAUAGAGGGUUAUCGCACUGCUCUUGCAUCGACCCAUCUGUCCAAUGAUGAUAGGGCGAUGAUAUCAUCCAAUCUGGCUAUUGCCUUGCAAGCCCGCUAUGAGACAUCGGGUGCAGCAGAAGACAUAGAGGAGGCCGUUUCCAAAGCUCGAGAUAGUGUCUCGUGGACAGCCGCCCAAAGCAAUCAGCGUCCUGUCAGACUGAAUGGACUUGGAACAUCCCUUUCCUGCCUCUACAAUCGGUUCAAGCGGCUCGAGAAUCUCAACGAAGCCAUUGAUUGCGCCAGAGAAGCGGUAAGGCGAUAUGACAGCACUCAUAGCGAUGAAGACCGAUCCGAGUCAGUCAUGCUCGCGAGAAAAGCUGUCGAGGUGACUCCCAAGUCGGAGUGGAUGAGAUAUGCCACGUACACCCAUAAUUUGGCGACCCGGAUCUACGAGGAGUACCUGAGCACGGUUGAGCAAGAGCCCAAUGUAGGAAAGCUAGAGGAGGCGAUAUCCUGGAGUCGGAUUGCUUUGGAUUGCAUGCCGAAGACGCAUACCGAUUGGUCGGAUUACGCAUAUUGGUUGGGCUGGAGACAGAUGGUACUCGCCACGUGUGCUACGGAUGUUGAGAAGGGGUGGGCUCUAUUCGACGAGGGGAUCGAGACUUUAAAAGAAGCCUCGAUGCCAGAAAAAGCGAACGAACUGAGCUCAAAGACGAUAGCGUUAUUGUCUCAUGUCAGCCCGCGCUCCAUGAUGCGGCAAGAUAUGCAGUUCAGAUUGUCUGGCCUUUCGAACCUUUCCACCUUCGCAGCAGUGGCGUCGUUAAAUUCAGGGAGUGGACCCGAGGAAGCCUUGACACUCCUGGAGAUGGGGCGGGGGCUGAUAUUCGGGUUCCUUAUCGGCAACCGUGCAGACGUUUCGGACCUUAGUUCCAUCAAUCCAGACAUCUCAUCGCAGUACGAAGAUAUCAGGGAGCAGCUCACACAAAUGUCCAUCUCUGCAUCGAACAGAGGUGACGUGGUACUCCAUCGGCAGGAACUUACGAAGCGUCUGACAAACCUCGAGGACCAAAUUCGCGAACUGCCAGGCCUAUCAAGAUUCCAACGACCGGCUUCAGGAGAUGAGCUGAAGGAACUCGCAUCAGAGGGACCGCUCGUGAGCUUUAACGUCACCAAGUUCAGGUCCGAUGCAUUCAUAGUUACCUCAAAAAGCAUCAUCGUCCUUCCUCUACCAGCUCUCCAGGAGGUCGAACUACAGACAAAUGUCCGAAAAAUCAUUGGAAGAUGUCGACUUACCAAAUGCACAUUGGUCCAGAGGAACACGUCGAAUAAGAGUCUGGCCAAGAUCCUCGUUUGGCUCUGGGAGGUAGCCGUCAAGCCAGUCAUGAACCAUCUCGGACUGACAGGUGCACCUGGCAGCACCGCGAGCGACCUUCCCAGACUAUGGUGGGUAACCAGCGGAAUGAUGGGGUUGAUGCCCCUGCACGCUGCGGGCUCAGGCUGGGACGAAAGCCUGGAGAACACAUCCAGCCGCUGCGUCUCCUCGUACGUGCACACGAUGAAAGCGCUCGCACACUCCAGAUCGACCAAGGCCAAACAGCCUCACCAGACCGUCCCCUCCCGCAUCCUCGCCAUCCACACCCCACACACGACCUCAGACGGCUGGGCAGACCUCAACACAGCCCCCGAAAUGUCCGCCAUCACAACCGCCGCCUCGCACGCCGGCCUUCCCUGCACAAUCCUCGAAUCGCCCACCGUGUCGUCCGUCAUCGACGAGAUGCGCCGCAGCCCCAUCGUGCACUUCGCCUGCCACGGCGACCCGAGCUUCGACGACCCGUCGGCGACAUCGCUCGUCCUGCGUGCGGACGCGGGCGGCAGCGGCCGCUUGUCCGUGUCCCAACUCUUCGACGAGACGCACCAGCACGCGCAGCUAGCCUACCUCUCGGCGUGCUGCACGGCGCAGCAGUACGACGAGGGCCUGAUUGACGAGGGGAUACAUCUGGGCAGCGUGUUUCAGCUGAUGGGCUUCCCGGCGGUGGUGGCGACGCUGUGGGAGGCGGAUGACGGGGCGGCGACGGAGGUGGCGGGGGCGUUUUAUCGGCGGCUGUUGGGGUCGAGAAGGCUGGGGGAGAUGGAAGACGGGCGGGUGGUGAGGUGCUUGCAUAAUGCGGUGGCGGAGCUGCGGGCGCAGAGGCUGGGUAGGAGGGGGAAGAGGAGGAAGGCGGAGGAUGUUUUGGCGUGGGCGCCGUUUGUGCAUGUUGGGAUUUGA